CUUCUGCACCUUCUCUCUCUGAGUUCCUGUUUAGUGUCAGUAAAGCCCUGCAGACGUGUUGAAGACUGCUCCUGUUGUUGCUGCCAUUGUUUCAGAGUCUAUGUAGGCUGAUGCUGAAGGAUGUGGUUACAUUUCCAUCUCUUUUCAUCUUAAGUGCUGGAUUACGCUCCGAGGACACCGGUUCCAUCUCACCCCGCACACCGAUAAGAGGCAAAGAAAUCAUGUGAACAGGCUAACAACUCCAGUAACAGUAAAGAUGCAGCACACCUCGUGCACAGAGGACCGGAUCCAGCACGCUCUGGAGAGAUGCCUGGAUGGACUCCGGCCAUCAGAAAGCCUGGCACAAUCCUGGAGCGCUGGUUGGUGUAUGAACCGCUGGAGCCUAGAAGAGCUGGUAAAGAGAGACCCAGACAAUUUUCUGAUUCUACUGCAACAAAUUCUCAGAAAAGCCAAAGAGGUUCAACAGGAGUGUCAUUACGAGCUUGUGGCCCCCUUGGCUCUCAUGUUUGAGUCCACACUCCUGCAGAUGCCUCUUUGUCCAUCUAAUGGAGAGAUUCUGACAGAAGCUUGUGAAGUGUUUCAUGGCUUCCUAGCAUGGCCUGAACCCUACUGCAGUGUGUGUCGUAACCUGCUCUCCACAUUACAUCAAGAGCUUAGAGCUCCAGGAAUUUCAUACCACAGACUGGUAAGAGAGGAACAAGGCCUUGCCAUCUCCACUCAGCGUUCUAAGAUCAUUACGGUGUUGUUGAUGAACCCGGCUGAGGUGCCUGCUGAGUUCCUGUCUGUGGCGGAGCAGCUCAGUGGAGCAGAGGUCUCGCAAAGAGAGAGUAGCUUUACACUCAUUAAACACAGCUUCCAGGCAGUGCUCGGAACUAAAUAUCCACUACAGACUAUCAGCAGUGCUCUACAGUGCCUUGGUGAUGAUGAGUUGGCACAGAUCCUGUCCUCAGUGAGUGACCUUCUAGAGUCUGCAGCGGCCAUGACGGAUAUAGCUAAAGCUCGGGAACAUGUAGAGGGUGGCCUGGAGGCGCUGCGAGAAAAACUUGGCGUACCAGCCUCCAAUGGCACGAUGUCGGAUGGGGUUCUUCAGACACUCAGCCUUCCAGCAGCCAAGUGCUACACCUUCCAUUGGGACAAGGAUAAUUUUGAUGUUCUAAACGACCUUCUAGACUUAGAAUCUGAAUCGACCCUAUCUCAAACAUCUGAGGGCAUGGAGGAGGAGGAUGAUGUUGACAAUGUUGACAAUGUUGACAAUGUUGACGUGGAAGAUGAUGAAUAUGAUGACUUGGAUGGGUUUGUUUCAAAUGGUUGCACUAACUAUCGGGCAUCAACUUUCUCCACUGUCUCCUCCCUUUCCACUGCCUCCAAAGACUCCAUGUUCUCCACACUGUCGGUCGCUUCCUCCGAAUACUCUCCCCUCUCUACGCUUUCAUCCUCAUCUCAAGCUUCGGGCACAGAUAGUGACUUCUGUGAGGACGCAGAGGAGGACUGUCUGAGCACAGCGUCAGUGUCCAAAACCAAAACCACCGCACGACUUUCCAAGCGCCUCUCACGACUCUUCAAACCUCGCAGCAGCAACCCUCUCUGUCGAGCCAAGAGCCUGGGCAGCCCUGAGGCUAAAGAUUUAGUAGUGGUCGUCCGCUCGAAGAGAUCCAAUUCUCUGCCACAGCAGGUGCGGCUACGGAGCUCUGAUGUUGGGUUCCCAGUGCCCCCCCUCUCGCAGUUGCAAUACGUUUGCUACAGGAGAAGACCAAUUCUGAGUAGUGAUGAUGAGGAAGGGCCAGCAGGGGCCACUACGCUCAGAGUGGUGGUGUUUGGGGCAGAUCAUGUGGCAGGGAGGGUUGCCCGUGCCUAUGGCAGUCUAAGGAAAAGAGAAAGAGACUGUCCGCACCUCACCAAAGCUUUCAGGAUGAAGUUUUUCUUUGUGCCUGUAAGGAGGGAUACAACUCCAGCCAACUCUUCUUUGAAGAACUCUGGUUCUUCUCUGCAGCUCUCAGCAAGUCCACUGAAACCAGCCGUCUCUAGCAUUGAUCUCAGUGUGAAUGGGACGGAGGACAGCACUAAUGACAUAGCUAAUCUGCUGGGAAUGCUGGAUCCCUGGUAUGAGCGUAACACUCGGAGCCUGCUGGACCUGCCCGUUAAUGUGGUGUGCCAGCAAACAUCAAAGAUUGAUUCAGACUUGUCUGAGGGCACAGCUGAGGAGCAUUUACCGAUAUUUGCUGACCUGGUGCUCUAUUACUGCCGCCAUGCCGCCCGCCCUGCCCUCAUUCAGCUCUAUCAAGCAGAGUUGACACUAGCUGGAGGAGAGAGACGGACUGAAGUGUUUAUUCAUUCUCUGGAGCUAGGCCACACAGCUGGUACAAGAGCCAUCAAGGCCAUGGGUGCUGCCAGUAAGAGAUUUGGCAUUGAUGGAGACCGUGAGGCUGUUCCCUUGUCACUGGAAGUGACUUACAACAGAAUACAUAUCAGUGGCAGAAGUCAGAAGACCAUGUCAGAAAAGUCCUGCACCUCCAUAAACCUGCUAAAAGCCUGCAGGAAUCCUGAGGAACUAGAUUCUAAAAUGGAGUGCCUUCAUUUGACAAUGACAGAAGUGCUGAAGAGACAAAACUCUAAAUCAAAGAAAGGCUACAAUCAGCAACUGACCACCACACAAGUAAAAGUGGAUAAGGUUCAGGUUAGCGGAACUUGCAACACCACCUUUGCAGUUUGUCUGGACCAAGAUGAGAAGAAAAUUUUACAGAGUGUGACCAGGUGUGAGGUAUCAGUUUGUUAUAAGCCGGAUAGUUCAACUGAUUGGACGAAAGGAAGGGUGUUCUCAUCUCAAACCCAGCCUCUGCAUCCAACCUUCUGCUCUCUUCUUUGCCUCCCUGUUGCCACUUUCAGUGGACCUCAGCCUUGAACACAGAGAUCAGGCUUGAACCCAAAACUCCAGCCUAAGAAACCACCAGUUUUCCACUUUCAGUUUCAAACUACAGCUUUGUAUAUCAACUCUCUGGGCAAAAGAUAAGAUACACAUUUGGGUAAAAAUGCUCUUUUAUUACAUUAUAUGAGCGUCAUAUCUGUAUGUGCAUGUGGGGUUGGUUGCUUCAAACUUCUGAGAUUUGAAUAAUCAGAUCAGAAGUUGUUGUUUUUCCUAAGGGUACAUCCUACUGAAUAUAAUUCGGUAGACAAACUGAGACAAUUUAUGUGGACUUAUGACUAACAUUUGUAUCAGGUUAUGAGACAAAAUCUGAGUCAUCCUUAACCAAGGUUUGGUAUGAAUGGGAUGUUAUCACUGGAUUGAUUUCUAACUGGGCCUGUCCUGGCUCUUAUUCAACCAGUAUGGAUUUCUAACUACCAGAAUACUCUUGUUAAUGAACAUUUUAACCAGCAUCCAAAUAAGCACUGUGGACAAUGUAAUAAUGUGUUUGUAUAUAUGACGUAAUUAUUUUAUGUAGUUUUAAUUACAAUUCUCAGGAAAUAUGUAUAUUCCUUUACAAUCUUUCCUUUUUAAUUGUUUACGUAAACCCAUUUCGGUCUGGUCAGAGAAUUGAGACAGUGGUGCCUUAGAUUUUAGUCCUUAAAAAUCUAAUGUAUUCAGUGAUUAUUUUUGUAUAUACUUGUCUAUCCUCUCUGCUGUUUUGUUUUUGAUGUUAUGACUUUAACCUUGCCUGGUUUGAAAACCCCUUAUUGCAGUUUAGUCGGUUGGCCAACAGAGGUCCUUAUAAACCAAUUCUUGAGUUCUACCCUGUGGCCGCUGGAGGCUGAACAAUGGUGAAUAAAAACCAAGACUGUUCAGUCUGUAUGCUUUAAUACUGGCACAGUUUAUAAUUGAAACAAUCAUUUCUUUCUUGCUUGCUUUCUUUUAAACCACAUGUAUAUUUAUAAUCUAAAAUGAUCAGUAUAACUGUCAAAACAAUCGUUUUCUCCUCUGAUUGUUUUAUAAACACUUAAAAUUGUAUAUAUUUUAACAAGAUUAUCAAGCAGAGGUGUACAAUGUACAUAUGUAUGUGUUUUUAUAUAUAUAUAAAAAAAAAAAUAUAUAUAUAUAUAUAUAUAUAUAAUUUUGAGCAAAUUGGGGGAUUUUACUCUCUCAGGGCAGACUGUUUUUAAAUAAUGUCCAUAUAUCGUUUAUUAAACUUUGUAGAUGCAUUCCAUUUGUGAUCAUACUACAUUUCAUUUUGUUGUGACAACAUGUUGGAAAGAGUGUUGUGGGUACAGACCAGUGCUACUGAAAUGUACGCUGUUAUGCAAAAUGUCUUUUUAAAUUAUUUUGUGAUCCUAUAGCAUCUCAGAGAACUAAAGCGGUACUUUCCAUGUGACAUGUAUAUUCAUAAGGUGCAUUCAAUGUCUUUAUAUUUGUACACUGUAACAUGUCAAAUUAAAAAUAUUUUAAAUAAAACCCCUUUCAAAUGAAA
Messenger RNA from Megalobrama amblycephala (Wuchang bream), 4397 nucleotides. RefSeq names its product phosphoinositide-3-kinase, regulatory subunit 5 (gene pik3r5). The coding region runs from base 257 to 2899 and encodes 880 amino acids. The record is from RefSeq and is a predicted model, not a curated record. Lineage: Eukaryota; Metazoa; Chordata; Actinopteri; Cypriniformes; Xenocyprididae. Gene Ontology annotation, molecular function: 1-phosphatidylinositol-3-kinase regulator activity. Gene Ontology annotation, biological process: positive regulation of MAP kinase activity; G protein-coupled receptor signaling pathway. Gene Ontology annotation, cellular component: phosphatidylinositol 3-kinase complex, class IB. The transcript is spliced from 18 exons.